ACCUGAUGUCCAUAAUUAAACGGGUCGGGCCAGUUAAGCCAGAUGAACUCACCGACCUCUGGCUAGGGUUUUUGUGUCUGGUGCAAGCACAGAAGGAGGAGAAAGAAAGAGAGAGGUAAGCCCUAAUCAGGAUUGAGAAUGAGGCCAAUAUUGAUGAAAGGGCAUGAGAGGCCACUAACAUUCUUGAAGUACAACAGGGACGGAGACCUUCUCUUCUCCUGCGCUAAGGACCACAACCCUACCGUCUGGUUCGCCGACAAUGGCGAGCGCCUCGGCACUUACCGUGGCCACAACGGCGCCGUCUGGUGUUGCGAUGUCUCAAGGGAUUCUAUGCUGCUCAUUACUGGAAGUGCCGAUCAGUCGGUGAAGCUGUGGAAUGUUCAAACAGGGGCACAGCUUUUCUCGUUCAAUUUUGAUUCUCCAGCCAGAGCUGUAGAUUUUUCCGUUGGUGAUAAGCUUGCAGUCAUCACUACCGAUCCCUUUAUGGGAUUGCCUUCUGCUAUUCACGUCAAGCGCAUUUCCAGAGAUCCCAGUGAACAGACUGAUGAGUCUGUGCUCACGCUCAAGGGCCCUCAGGGAAGAAUAAAUCGAGCUGUCUGGGGACCUUUGAACAAGACUAUUAUAAGUGCUGGUGAAGAUGCUGUGAUACGUAUCUGGGAUUCUGAGACAGGAAAAUUGCUUAAAGAGUGUGACAAGGAAAUUGGUCACAAAAAGCCGAUUACAUCACUCUCAAAGUCUGCAGAUAGCUCACAUUUUCUUACUGGUUCCCUAGAUAAGUCUGCUAAGCUUUGGGAUUCCAGGUCAUUGACACUUAUCAAGACCUAUGUGACAGAACGACCAGUCAAUGCAGUUGCUAUGUCUCCGCUUCUUGAUCAUGUGGUGCUUGGAGGUGGUCAGGAUGCUUCAGCUGUCACAACAACAGAUCAUCGUGCUGGGAAGUUUGAAGCCAAAUUCUUUGACAAGAUUCUUCAAGAAGAAAUAGGAGGAGUGAAAGGCCACUUUGGACCAAUAAAUGCUUUGGCAUUCAACCCAGAUGGUAAAAGGUUGAAUAUACAGAAUUAUUCAGAAAACUUACAUUGUAUCAGAGCUUGGUUCAAAACCCUAGCAGCCAACACAAAUCUCUUUUUGGUUUUGAUCUUUGAUUCAAUCAAGUUCUUUGUUCCUUUCUUCGUUUGGUUCGUUCGUCUGAUUCGAAGUCGACUUGAAGUCAACCCAUCUGGUUCUUCUUCUUCUCUCUCUCUCUCUCUCUCUCUCUCUCUCUCUCUCUCGUCUAGUUCAUCAUUGGGUAUGGUUCGUUCGGGUCAUUUGCUUCAUUCGAUCGAUCGUCUGCUCCCUCUCAUUUGGUUCGUCUAAUUCAGCAUUGGGUCAUCUGCUUCGAUCCUUUGAUUCGUCUGGCUUGUACGACUUAUCUAAGCUAUGAAGGAUGAGUUGUUUGCUUUAUAAAAAACUAGUACUUGGGAGUUAGUUCCUUUGCUUGCUGGUAAGAAUUUGGUUGGUUGCAAAUGGGUCUACAAAGUCAAAACUUAUUCUGAUGGUUUUCUUGAGCGCU
Messenger RNA from Camellia sinensis, 1549 nucleotides. The record is from RefSeq and is a predicted model, not a curated record. NCBI's taxonomy places the organism in Eukaryota, Viridiplantae, Streptophyta, Magnoliopsida, Ericales, Theaceae.